Messenger RNA from Paramecium pentaurelia, 450 nucleotides. The record is from the annotation of a GenBank genome assembly. NCBI's taxonomy places the organism in Eukaryota, Ciliophora, Oligohymenophorea, Peniculida, Parameciidae.
AUGAUAAUUACUUUUGCAUACCUUGUCAAUAGCCAAGUUAAACUUGUGAAAUAAUAAAUAGAAUACAAUAAUACUUCUAAAUGCUUAAAAUGUUUAGAUACUAAUCAUGAACUUAAUAACAUAUCAUAAUGUGUUUGCAAAUCCACUUAUUAUUCUAAUGGCCUCAUCACAUGUGCAAAGUGUUAAGAUCCAUGUGAUGAAUGUGAUAUUAAUAGAUGUAUCAACUGCAUAGAUAUAAAUCAAAUCCUAGAUUCCAAUAAAUAGUGUAUUUAUAAAUCUUUCAUAUACUAAUCUUAAUAAGUCUUGUUAAUUUAUGAUAUUUAGUUGUUAUAGAAAAAAAAGAUACAAUUAAAAAGGAGAAAAUUAUGCUUUAAACUAAUUAAUAAGGAUUUUCAAUAUAUGAUAAUAUUAUCAAAAAUUGAUUAAUAAAUUUUAUAAUAAUAAUAAUGA